UUCGGAAUCGUAUAAUGUAUCUGGACUUUGUCAUAUACUAAAAGUUUCAUUAUUGAUUAAACAAAAUGGCGCUUUGUUGGAAUUUUGCGUGUAUUUAUCUUUUUUAUGCGUUCCACUUUGUCAAAGGUUUGGAAACACAAAAACCGACCCUGAUUGCGACUCGGAUAGCUGCAAAUAAUACCAUCACACUGACUUGUAACAUUCUCGGAGGUACGGCACGCUCAGUUGGCUGGUACAGGAACCAAGGUCGAAUGGUCAUCUCUAUUGGUUACGUCAACGGCAUCUGUAAAACAAGUCCUCCUGAGCUGCCGUUUUCAACGGAGUGUCGGUGUUUGAAUAUAACCAUGUAUACUUGUACGCUGAUAGUGGAGCCGUCAGUGCAUAGCGGGGACGAAUGGGAAUGCGCGUUUGCAGAUAAUGGAUCAACUAUCAAAAGCAACCAAAUAAGGAUAAGGGAAUCCAAGCCUAGCCGGACUGAAACAGAUUCAACCUCAACCGUAUCACGGAGCACAAGGCGUAGCGACGUUGUCAAUCGAACUGUUUCUAUUCAAGAAACAACGCAAGAUACUACAACAGUAACGAUUGAGAAAACGAAAGCGGAUACGACACAUGCAGGAAAAAGUAGUGAGAUACCAGCGAAUAUAAAUGACGUCGACUUCACAACAAUGCAAAAAAAGAAAUCGCUGUCGCUAGGCAGCGUGUUAUCAACGGUUGCCAUAGUGAUUGGUUCAAUCCUGUUUGCUAUAAUACUUGCUGUUGGUUUUCGUGUGUGGAAGCUUGUCAAAAAGAGAGGUGCAGUUUAUGGCACUCAUUAUGCAGAUACAGUUGGUGGCAUUCACGAUGCAGGUGAAGUUGUUGGCGGUCACAAUGAAGAUACAGUUGGUGGCUUUUACGAUGCAGGUGAAGUUGGUGGCGCUCACAAUGCAGGUCCAGUUGGUGGCUUUCACGAUGCAGUUGGUGGCGCUAACAAAUCAAGUGCAGUUGGUGGCGCUUAUAAUGUAGGUGCAGUUGUUGUAACUCACAAUGCAAGUGCAGUUGAUGGCGCUCACUAUGUAUGUGCAGUUGUUGGCGCUCCAAAUGCAGGUGAAGUUUAUGACGCUUACAAUGCAGGUGCAGUUGGUGGCGUUCACAAUGUGGAUGCAGUUGGUGGAGCUGACAGCUCAGGUGAAGUUGGUGGCGCUCACAAUACAGCUGAAGUUGGUGGCGCUAACAAUGCAGGUGAAGUUGGUGGCGCUCACAAUACAGGUGAAGUUGAUGGCGCUCACAAUACAGGUGAAGUUGGUGGCGCUAACACUGCAGGUGCAGUUGGUGGCACUCACAAUGCAUGUGCAUUUUGUUGCGCACACAGUACAGGUGCAGUUGGUGGCGCUCACAAUACAGGUGCAGUUGGUGGCGCUCACAAUACAGGUGCAGUUGGUGGCGCUCACAAUACAGGUACAGUUGAUGGCGCUAACAAUGCAGGUUCUACUGGACAUAUUUUGAAUGGAAACGCUGACAACGCAGGUGCAAUUGUUUCCAAUAUUGACACUAACAGAGAUUUGGAAACUGCUUCAGAUUUCAUUGACGACCAUCAAGAUGGCGACACUUCGGAUAAUAAUAAAUUUUGAAAACACGAAAAGACCAAUGCUAAAAAUUUAAAAGACAAAGACUGUUUCGAGAAUUGAGACCAGAUGUAACACACCUCUGCAUAAUUGUUUCCACUGUUAUAAAGAUAGACCAAGGACCGCUUAACCAGCUCCAAAUCGAUCAUCCAGCGUUUACAAAUUUAACAGUUUUGUCCUUUGUACAUCUAGCCUAAACCAACAGUUAUGUGACCUUAUCUUCUUGAUAAAUCUUUAAUGUAUUAGGGACACGUUAUCUUCCCCAAUUCUUUUAUUUUAUUAUAGGAGAUGAUGAACUUUGAAACCCCAUAUAUGUUUUUAAGUUUGUAUUUAAAGAACUAAAUAUUUGCACAGGGGAGAAUAUUCCUUUCAAUACAUGUAUAUCAAUUUUGUACAUUCUGCAUUGAAUAUAUUAAGGGUACUUGUUUAUAUGUUUACAAGUUUUAUGCUGUCAACAUGUUUUUUGAAAGUAGUAUGAAUCAAAUAAUUUACUUACUUAUACGAACAAAGACCACUAAUCAUUUGAUCAAUAUUUAGUAAAUGAGAACUAUUAUAUUUUAGUAUAAUUUGCAUUAUUUUCGGCAAAAUAGAGCAAUAUCUGCCAUAUUUUCCAUACAUAUUUACACUAGAACGUAUUUCGGCUUUGGAUGAUGUUUUAUCGUCAUAUAUACGUGUCUCUUAAAAAUUAGUUCAUUAAAACCAAAACCUCUGUACUAACGAACAACGAAGGUAUAUUAAAUGUUCGCAUUUUAAUUAGUUGCUUCGUUAAAUGCUUAUGUUUCUAUUUAUGUUUGUUUAUGCUCUGCGUAUGUAAGUACCUGGACUCAUUAUUAAAAUAAAUGGUUAAUAUGGCAUUGUACCGGUUUGUUCGAAAUGAAUGGUGCCUCGGAUUCAGACGGUUUUCAUCGAAAGAGUGUCGUAUCUAAUAACUAUGCUGAGAUUGAACGUUGUCUCCGAUGAA
Mya arenaria is the source of this 2562-nucleotide messenger RNA. RefSeq lists its product as uncharacterized. The transcript is spliced from 9 exons. The record is from RefSeq and is a predicted model, not a curated record. Bases 66 to 1607 code for a protein of 513 amino acids. Lineage: Eukaryota; Metazoa; Mollusca; Bivalvia; Myida; Myidae.